CAUACGUGAAUGUUUAAACAAGGAUUGUCACUCUUACAGCAUUGUCGUUACAUGCCGGUUCAUAGAUAACAUCUACCGGUUUGGGACAGUUUUAUUUAGUGAACAGCGUACAUUAACACGGAACUACUGUUAACAUACAUUGUUUACAAAUAAGGAUAACGUGAACGUGACUGUAUCAUAAAGCACAAGAUGGCCAACAGACCAGUUGGAUACGGACUCACGUCUGAAGUUCACAGAAGGAUCAACCUGAAGUACAGCCUGGAGUUGGAGCAGGAGGCGAGGCAGUGGAUCGAGGAGGUGCUGGGAAAGCCUCUCGUGGCGGGUGCAGAUCCACACACGCCGCUGGGCGAGGAACGCUUUCAGGCGGCAUUGAAAGACGGGGUAUUAUUGUGCGAGUUAAUAAACACAUUGAAACCCGGAUCCGUGAAGAAAAUUCACCGGGUAGAAUCCGGCAGCUUCAAGCAGUUUCGAGACAUGGAGAACAUUGAUAACUUUCUGAAGGCUAUCGAGAGCUACGGCGUGGCGGUCACGGACAAGUUUGGCACGGCGAACCUCACCGACCGCAACAACGGCAUGGCAAUCGUUUUAAAUUGUAUCCACGCUGUGGGCCGGUCGGCCCAGAAGAACGGCUUCUCCGGUCCCACACUCGGUCCCAAGGAAUCAAAACACAAUCCUAGAAACUUCGACCAGGAAACUUUGCAAGCAGGUCAGACGUUGAUAGGGCUUCAAUACGGAUAUACGCAGGGCGCCAGUCAGAAAGGGAUGAACUUCGGGAAGACCCGCUCAAUAACUGACUGAUUAGAACAACUAUUUUUAUUAAAAAAAUAUUUUUAAUAUACCAAUUCCACCAUGACAUUGCUAUGAUGAAAACCGGAUGUAAGCGGCAACUUUCUGCGUUAUGUUAAAUUGACUUCGGGUUAUGUGGACAGGGUUAAAUAUUUUGUUAUUGAUGUUGUCCGAUGACACGGUUUAAUAAGAUUGCUUGAUUGAAAUACUAGUACAUUUUAGAUAUCUUACACAUAGUCAACAGUGUCUAUUAAAUUAUACCUGAUGAUAUUAUUGUGUGCUCAUUUGCCUUUGGUUUUUGACAGUAAGAAAGUUUGUAGGUCAAAAGGUGGCACGUUUCGGUGUAUGUUAGAUUGACGCUAUGCAAAUCUUAUUUCUGACUUUCAGUUGAUUGCAAUAUUGCUUUUGUUCCUGCUUUUGUCUUUGUUAUAUAUUUAAUAGUUGAUCAAUAUUCUGUUUAGACAGGCGAGAUACUACCGAAAUGCCUUCCUAAACUGUUAGAAUGUACCAAAGAAUUAAGUUUAAUAUUCAUUCAUCUGUCGCUCAAAUACAUUUGUAUCAUGUAAAAUAACGGCUCUAUUGUAUAUUUAAAACUAUACAGAGAUACGUAUGGGAAAUCUCAUUAAAAAAUUGACUUUAUUACAAACAGAUGAAUCUCUCUUUUUUAAUAUUUAAUGUCUCACCGCUUCAUCUUUGUCACUUUUCAAGUUAUACCCACGAAUGGUGCAUGUAUAAUAUAUAUAUAGUUCAUACAUAUAUUAUAACCAUGUUUGUUAUUUGUAAAAGCUUUUAUAUGUCUUUGUUGAUUAAUUGUUUGUAGAUUUUUGUAUAAGAUGAAUGUUACAGCGUCACCAAUAUUUUGUAUCCCCUACCAUUACUGUUUGGCUACAUUUAUUUGUGUUCGUAGUUUUUAAUCCUUCAAACAGUGUUUUUAAUCGGUCAUUAUGAUGUUCAAUAAAUAUUAUUCUUG
Messenger RNA from Dreissena polymorpha, 1756 nucleotides. Its product is annotated as muscle-specific protein 20-like. The transcript has 7 exons. Bases 190 to 798 code for a protein of 202 amino acids. The record is from RefSeq and is a predicted model, not a curated record. NCBI's taxonomy places the organism in Eukaryota, Metazoa, Mollusca, Bivalvia, Myida, Dreissenidae. Gene Ontology annotation, molecular function: protein binding.